This is a messenger RNA of Ornithorhynchus anatinus (platypus), 2761 nucleotides long. RefSeq names its product neuropeptide Y receptor Y2 (gene NPY2R). The coding region runs from base 357 to 1505 and encodes 382 amino acids. Gene Ontology annotation, biological process: G protein-coupled receptor signaling pathway. Gene Ontology annotation, molecular function: neuropeptide Y receptor activity. The record is from RefSeq and is a predicted model, not a curated record. Lineage: Eukaryota; Metazoa; Chordata; Mammalia; Monotremata; Ornithorhynchidae. Gene Ontology annotation, cellular component: membrane. The transcript has 2 exons.
GAGUAUUAUAAGAAAAAGUUACUGAUGCUAGAUGGUUCGUCCCUGACCAUGUGGUUGGACUGAUAAAGGGCAUCCUACAUUCGGUCCCUGCAAGCGUCCCUUCGUGUCACUGGAGAAGGUAACACCGGGGCGGAUGGACCGGUGCUCCAUCCUUUCGAGGCUUGGUCCGGGAGGCUGGGGGCAGAACGUGAAGGAGAGGAGGGGGCCUGAAAACCUCCCCUGAAAACCACCGUGCCCGGGCUGGAGAACUCACUGCUGCCCCUGCGCUUCUCCCGCGGCGUUGGGGUUCCAGGGCACCGGUGGCAGGAAAGGGCAUUCCCACUUCAGGGCCCGAAGCCAGUUGGACUUCAGAAAACAUGGGUCCAAUGGAGGAAAAGAUGGAGGAGAACCAGACAGAGGAGGAAGUGAAGGUAGAGUGGUCCUGGCCGGAUCAUACCACACCGCGGGGUGAGCUGGCCUCUAGACCGGAGCCGGAGCUAAUAGACAGCACAAAGCUGAUUGAAGUGCAGAUUGUCCUCAUCUUGGCUUAUUGUUCCAUCAUCUUGCUCGGGGUGAUUGGGAAUUCUCUGGUGAUCCACGUGGUGAUCAAGUUCAAGAACAUGCGUACCGUCACCAACUUCUUCAUUGCCAACUUGGCCGUGGCGGACCUCCUAGUGAAUACCCUCUGCUUGCCCUUUACGCUCGCUUACACCCUGAUGGGGGAGUGGAGAAUGGGCCCUGUGCUGUGCCACCUGGUGCCAUAUGCCCAAGGCCUGGCCGUGCAAGUAUCAACAAUCACCUUGACGGUGAUAGCCUUGGACCGUCACCGCUGCAUUAUCUAUCACCUGGAGAGCAAGAUCUCCAAACGGAUCAGCUUCCUGAUCAUUGGCUUGGCCUGGGCAGUGAGCGCGCUCCUCGCUAGCCCCCUGGCCAUCUUCCGGGAGUACUCCCUGAUCGAGAUCAUCCCUGACUUCAAGAUCGUGGCCUGCACUGAGAAGUGGCCGGGAAAGGGGAAGACCUUUUACAGUACGGUGUAUAGCCUCUCCUCCUUGCUGAUCCAGUACAUCUUGCCACUGGGCAUCAUCUCCUUUGCCUAUGCCCGCAUCUGGAGCAAACUGAAGAACCACAUCAGCCCCGGGGGAACCAAUGACCAGUACCACCGGCGGCGGCAAAAAACGACCAAGAUGCUGGUGUGUGUGGUGGUGGUGUUUGCAGUCAGCUGGCUGCCUCUUCACGCCUUCCAGCUGGCCGUCGACAUUGACAGCCAAGUCGGCUACCUGAAGGAGUACAAACUCAUCUUCACGGUGUUUCACAUCAUUGCCAUGUGCUCCACCUUUGCCAACCCCCUGUUAUACGGAUGGAUGAACAACAACUACAGGACGGCCUUCCUCUCGGCUUUCCAAUGUGAACAGAGACUGGACUCCAUCCACUCCGAGGUAUCUGUGACAUUCAAAGCCAAGAACCACCUAGAAGUGAAAAAGAAUCCUGGCGCUAAUGACUCUUUUACGGAGCCUACCAAUGUCUAAAGAAUCCCGUGUUGGAAAAAGGCAAGUCCAGACUCUCAGUAGAGGCAUAAAUCAAGUUUUACAGAAAUACUUAGGUGCAUCCUAUUUUCCUGGUAUGCAGAAGAAAACCAGCACUCAAGCUAAAGGGUCUGCUGUGGAAGGGAGAGUCAGCAUUAUCGUGAAACUUUACGAAUCCAAAGAAUUAUUUUUAAAACAUCUGUUUACAGUUGUGUGGAUUGCAGAAUGAAAGAAGAGCAUAAGCAGAGGAAGAUACUUCCAAGACCUUGCCUGCCUAGAGGGAUGAAGGAAAUGGAAGGUGACAUUGUUUGUAUUGCAUAAGGAAGCAGGAAAAUCAAGAAUUUACCUAUGUACUCUGAGAACCCAAGGGGGCUAUAACUGGGACAUGGGGAAACAUAACCCACCCAUAUGCCUCUUCUCACAAACCACCUCUGCCAAACACUGAUUCCUCUAAGGAACAACAUGUAACCCUUGUUUAGGUGGUCUUUGUAGCUGUUUUGCGCCCAAUGGGCUAAUGCCAAGGGUAAAACCUGGCAAAAACACUGUCGUGAAUUUUAAGCUUUCUCUAUAAAUUGUCAUCUGAUUUCUGGGGAGAAAAAAUCCUUAGGACUUAGUGGCAAAGGAUCUUUGAAACUGGGGAGAACAAGAUGCGGAUUAGGGGUUAUUUUCUGAAUUUGAAGAAUGCAUGGUCUUGUCUGCAUGGAGUAUCGAGAGUCCUCUCUUGAAGAAAAAAAAAAGAAAAAUCCCAAAUCACCUUGUUUCUUAAUUGUGCAAGCACUCCAUUUUGUUUUCAAAUGGACGAAAGGAGAUUUGUAACUAAUUCUUUUGGUAGUCAUCUAUCCAGAUCAGUGGAGAGCUGUUUUGAUUGAUCCUGGGUAGUCAGAGGUUUAUGGGGGUUACCAACAGGAUUAGACUCUUGUGUAUAUCUCCUAUUUGGUCUAGGAUUCCUCCCAAUUGACAGUUCCAUGUCCUUCCAACUGAUGGCUCCGCUUGACUCUCCUUCCCUUGGUCAGAGGAGAACAUAGACUCUGUUUAGAUGUAGAGCCUUGAGCCUAGAUCCUAAAUGCAUGGAAAGGAAUCCUGAUCCUUCCUUUUGGUUCAAGGAACACUGUACCAUUGAAGGGAGGGAGACUAUGUCAUCUUUCUAGAAGAACUAAUCACUGACAUGGUAGGGCAGGGCUAGUAGUUUUUUUGUUGCUUAAUGGUUUUUGUUAAGCGCUUACUAUGUGUCAGGAGCUGCACUAAACACUGGAGUAGAU